Molecule: messenger RNA, 3278 nt
Organism: Frankliniella occidentalis (western flower thrips)
Lineage: Eukaryota; Metazoa; Arthropoda; Insecta; Thysanoptera; Thripidae
Product: GA-binding protein subunit beta-1
Exons: 11
Coding region: 679-2439 (586 amino acids)
Biological process (GO): positive regulation of transcription by RNA polymerase II
Cellular component (GO): nucleus
Molecular function (GO): transcription cis-regulatory region binding; protein binding
Source: RefSeq, a predicted model, not a curated record
AUCUAAACAUUAGAAAAGAAGAUAUCCUGUUUUCUCUUCUUGAUACAAAUUUCGACCCAUGAAAGCGCGGGCUAGUCUUAUACGUCGGGAUUCAAACCCAUCAACAUUGCCUCGCAUCGAGUUUUAGCUCAGAUAAUGUCUAGGUGUCUCUAAAGCGAGUCGUUGACCUCGGAUGUGCUGUACGCGUUUUACAUCUGAAGCCUUGAUUCUAGGGCACAUUUUUGCUAGGUUAUGCCUGUCAUUAUGUUUCUGUUGGUGUUGGAAAUAUCCCAUCAAGUAGCAAAAUGACAACACACUAGACACGCUCACUUUAGUAUUGCACAUAUAUGGAGAUUUUGUAAUACCUUAGUAUUUUAAGGUUAUGACAGUUUGAUGCUACUCAUACCAUUGUUUACAUGUACUUGGUUCAGUGGUUACAACACCUUUAAUCAUUAUAAAAAUGCACUUGUUAGCGGACAACUCUGUUUUGUCAGAGGCCUUUAUUUGUAACCCACACUCACGUAUCAAGGGUGUUUUACUCUUUAGGUUCCGAUUCAUUAAAGAUCUCUAACCUCACUAAAUGUCAUGAUUUGGAGGGAACUUGAUUUUUAUGUAUUUGUAACUUAUUCCCUGAGAUUAAGUUCAUUAUUAGCCAGUGAUUGUCUUUCCUGCAUUGAAUGAAUUCAACUGAAAGUCAAGAUGCAGGGAAUCAUGUGUGUAGAUGAUGUUGAACUGGAUCCCAGUCUGUUUCAUAUUCCAAAUUCACAAAUGCCUCUUCUGACCGAACAAAGUAUAGUGGAUGUCACCGCCAAUCGCUCAGCCCAGACAAUAGCUGUUGUUGAACUGGGAAAGCAGUUACUUAUAGCUGCCAAAGAUGGUCAAGUUGACACAGUUCGGGAUCUUAUGAGUAAAGGAGCCCCAUUCACCACCGAUUGGCUUGGUGUGAGUCCCUUGCACCUUGCAGUUCAGAAUAAUCAUGUGGAAACUGCUGAGGUUUUAUUGCGUGCUGGAAUUUCUCAAGAGGCACGAACUAAAGUUGAUAGAACACCUUUACAUAUGGCUGCCCAAGGUGGGCACUUAGAUUCUGUCAAACUCCUACUAAGGCAUGGAGCCGAAGUAAACUGUUCAGAUAUGUUACGAAUGACCCCACUUCAUUGGGCUGUAGAAAACCAAAAUGUUGAAGUGAUAGAGACAUUAUUGCAAGGAGGAGCAGACCCUCAUGCUCUAAGCAAAUUUGACAAAACUCCUACAUCUAUGGCCAAGGAUGUUGGAAGACAUGACAUUGCUGAGAUUCUUGAGAGCUCAGAUUAUGCCACAAUAAGAUUACAAGUUCCUCUACAAGCAGCAGCAACUGAGCUGGAACAAGAAUCUUUGGCUGCAACAGCGAGUAUCGCUGCAGAACUCACCACUGAUCACCAUGAGGUGACACAACAAAUUCAAGCUGCGCCACCCAUCCUUAAGAAGCCGAGAGUUCGUCUGCAGAUGGAGUCCAAACAGGUGAUGGUAACAAUACCACCCACUUCAACCACAAGAACUUUAUCGUAUUCAAAACUCCAGUCUCCAAAACGAAUGAUGACUACCUCAGCAGGAGCUGCUGCUAAAUCAGCGUUUAGUAUGGAUUCUGAUGCAUCGCCUUUAUCAAAUUUAACAUCCCAUGCUAUCUCAGGAGCUACAACAACUGUAAAUAAUAGUACUUUCCAAUUACUUCAAGCUCAUGGAAUAACCAUGCUUCCCACUGAUGAGCCAACUACUGUUGAGACAGCAAUGGAAAGUGGCCAGACUGUGGUUCUCACUGAAGCUGGAAAAAUGGCCUUAAAUCUCACUCGAGUUGGAGGACGCUUAAUAGGGUAUCCUAAAGGAAAACUUUUAAACAGUGUGGCCUCUGGAGGGGUUCAAAAGAAAGCACCCGUUCUUGGCAGCAAGUCAAGAAUUAUUAAAAUCCAUCCCAGUCAACUAGUCGCACUAGGUGGAGGGAGGGUUCAAGUGCCCAGUCAAUUAGUAAUGCAGCAAGCUAAAAGUCCCAAUAUACUAACUAAAAGGAUGACUUUAGCUUCAAAUAGCUCUAUUGGUACUAUUAAGACUGUGCCGGUAAAUACAGUAAAUCGUGUACAAAGAGUAAUGAUAUCUCCUCAACAAAACCAACAAAUUACUCAACUCUUUCAACAGAAACAACAAAAAGAGAGGGUGCAACAGAUACAAAUCCAACAAGUCCAAACGGACCUGCAAGAUGAUUCAUUAAAUCUUGAAGAAGGCAUUGUAGACUCAGGUGAGGGUAAUUAUGAGGAGGAAGAAAAUGAAGAACCAGCACCUCCCAUGCCUACAGAUCUAGAGAGCAUUGCACAGGAAUUAGCAAAUGCAAGAAAGCAGGCUGCAGAAUAUCGGAAACAGUUAGCAAAGAAGGAAAAAGAAGCUGAGCUUUACCUACAACAAUUAACCAGGAUAAAAAGUGUUGCACAGUAAUCAAACUUGAAGGAUACGUUAAAUCAAUCCUAUGCGAUCCUGGAAAUGUCAUUGAAAAGUACAAAUGUUUUUGUAAAUAAUAGUUUUGUAAUUUUUACAGAAUCUAUUCACAACUAGGAGUAAAUCUGUUUGAAUCAUGAAUGUUUAUGUAAUAUUAAAUACUGAUCAGGUUUAGCUUUCAAGGUACAAUAUUUUAGAUUUACCUUAUUUUCACAAACUGCAAUGAUAGUCAGGGCAAAGAGAGAGUCUGAUCUGAAACCAGUUACACUUUUCUUCUAACAUUCGGAUUCUGUCAGAAUAACAUACUUCAGUGAUCAGGUGAACAUGCUUGGGGUAGCAAAUUGCUAGAGCUUUUCUGAUUAAGCAAAUUAUUUUAUGUUAUUUCUAGUGCAAUUGUUUUUCAGUCAUAAUGUGAUGGAAUCUAUGAAUUUGACUCAAAGAUUAUUUUAAGUAUACAUGCAGAUAAGAUUAAUUUUCUGACCCAAAUAAGGUAUUUGAGAUGUGAUCAUAUUAUGUCAAAUGUACUUCUUUCAUUUUUUUUUAGAGAAACUGCUCCUUUUGCAGAAUGUGAUUCUGAAGACUGUGUUAUUGCUCAAAGUACUAGGCUUCUGGUUUUUUGGACUCAUAUUGGUUUCAUCACAACAGUUUUAAAUGUCUUACUUUCCUGACAAGCCAGCUUCACCUGCCAUUAUUUGCAUGGUUUGAUUUGCUUUUUAUCAAUAAUUUACUGUUUUCAUCUCCAAUAUAAAUGGAGAUAAAUUUUUAAAAGUCAGAUUGAGUGUUUCUUUUAAGGUUUAUAUUAAACUACCUCUUAUGAAAAAAAUAAAGUUGGAAGUUAA